CCCCGCCUUCCUUACAUCCUUGUCUCAACAAUCCGUACGGUAGGUGGGAUGAAGAUUACUACCCGGAUGGACAUUUGUUGCCGUUGUUAAUUAAAAGACUUUUUUAUUUCUUGACUUGGUUCUUUUGAUUCCAAUCCAGGCCCUUUGAUCUUCCUAUCCUGUUGCUUCUAUUUCAAUUGGUCCCCACGUCAUUAACGUUCUCCCACAGCAAGCCUGAGAGACACUGUAGCUAUGUACACAGCUUCUGUGAGUUUCAUUCAGUCGUUCAAAAAUUAUAGUUAUCCCCUUGAGAUUUCCGUUCGAAUGAAUUUUAAGACAAUUCAAUACAUUUCUGUUGCCCAUUCUCAAGUUUAGGUGUCUUCUAAUGCAGUACUAAUAUGUGAAUAGUUCGCCUUCUUCGAGGCGUUAUGGGAGGUGAGCUUGACUAAUCUCUCGCCCCAAACAUAUAACUUGAUAAAUAACAAUUCUCCAGGCGGGCAUCACCCAUUGCUUUGUCAAUCUAGGCUCCGAUCACCCCUCCAUCCUAGAGGCGAUGGUAAAAGGACAACAAGAGAAUGAUGGCCAAUUCCCACGAAUAAUCACAUGUCCCAACGAGGUACGGCAUUCCAUCAAAAGCUCUUUGAACCACGUGGGAACUAAAACCAUCGAAAUAGAUGGUAGCUCUUUCCAUGGCCGACGGCUUCGCCCGUCUCACCCGCAAACCGCAAUGCGUAAUAGUCCACGUAGACGUAGGAACGCAAGGGCUGGGAGCCGCAAUCCACAACGCCUCAUGCGGACGAGCCCCCGUCCUGAUAUUCGCGGGUAUCUCCCCCUUCACGAUAGAAGGCGAGAUGCGAGGUUCGAGAACCGAGUACAUCCAUUGGAUCCAGAUGUUCCCAAUCAGCAGGAAAUCGUGAAGCAGUACUGCCGAUACAGCGCGGAGAUCAAGAGCGGCAAGAAUGUGAAGCAGAUGGUUAAUCGGGCGCUGCAAUUUGCGACUAGCGAUCCAGCCGGACCAGUGUAUUUGUGUGGUGCGAGGGAAGUUAUGGAGGAAGAUUUGACGCCGUAUCAUCUGAAGCAGGAGGAAUGGAGCUCCGUUGAGCCAGCGGCUUUAAGCGAGGGGGCUGUUGCGAGGAUUGGAGAGGCUUUGGUGAAGGCUAGGGAGCCGCUGGUUAUUACGGGCUAUAGUGGACGGAAUCAUGAUGCUGUUGGGGCUUUGGUGAAACUCGCUGAUACUGUGAAGGGAUUGAGAGUUCUGGAUACCGGGGGAAGUGAUAUGUGUUUCCCAGCUGAUCAUAGAGCGUGGUUAGGGUUGAGAUAUGGUGUUGAUGAAUGUGUGAAAACCGCAGAUUUAAUUUUGGUUCUUGAUUGCGGUAUGGGUCCUUUCAAUCCCCCAAAGUUCAUUUAUACUCAUUCAGAAACUAGACGUCCCAUGGAUCAACACACAUAAUCACCCAUCCCAUACAGCUCAGAUUUUUCAUAUCGAUACAGAUGUUCUCAAACGCCAGAUGCCAGUUUUUUACAUCGCAGCAUCAGCUCGCUACAGCGCAGAUUCCUUCACAGCCCUCACACAACUCAACAAUUAUAUUUCCAGCUCCCAAUCACUGACAGCAUAUGAAGACUUCCACACCAAGCAAUGGGCCAAAUUACUCACGUCCUAUGAGACUCGAAUGACCAACAUCUCCAUCCAAGCACAACCCAAAGAAAACGGCAGCUUCGGAACAGGACAUCUCUGCGCAACACUGCGUAACCUCGUUCCCCACGACACAAUAUGGGCCAUAGAAGCUGUAACCAACACCCCCUUCGCAGCAGACAACAUCCGGGCCACCAUCCCAGGGACUUGGAUCAACUGCGGCGGCGGAGGACUAGGCUGGUCCGGUGGCGGAGCCCUAGGCAUAAAACUAGCCUCCACCCAGAUCCACGGGCCUAACAACCCCAAAUUCGUCGUGCAAAUCGUAGGCGAUGGAACUUUUCUAUUCAGUGUUCCAUCCAGUGUAUACUGGAUCUCGCAACGCUACAAUCUACCCAUCCUAACCAUUGUCCUGAAUAACAAAGGCUGGAAUGCGCCCAGGAAGAGCAUGUUGCUGGUCCAUCCUGAUGGGUUGGGCUCCAAGGUUUCGAAUCGCGAGUUGAAUAUUGAGAUUGCUGGGCCGGAUUAUGCGGGGAUUGCGAGAGCUGCUAGUGGUGGGUGGUGUUUUGGGGGAAAGGUUGAUAGCACGGGGAAUUUGGCGACGGUGCUUAGGGAGGCGGUGGAAGCUGUCAAGGGGGGGAGGACGGCUGUUGUUGAGGCGGUUGUAGAGCCUGGUUGUUGA
This is a messenger RNA of Hymenoscyphus albidus, 2291 nucleotides long. The record is from the annotation of a GenBank genome assembly. Lineage: Eukaryota; Fungi; Ascomycota; Leotiomycetes; Helotiales; Helotiaceae.